AGCAGCAGCAGCAGCAGCAGCAGGACAGCGCUCCGUUCAGCACCCCGAACAGCUCCGCCAGGAUGAACGGGCUCAGCCACGGCCAGGGCACCAUCGCCAUGAAGGACCACGAUGCCAUCAAGCUCUUCAUCGGGCAGAUCCCCCGCAACCUGGAGGAGAGCGACCUCAAGCCCCUCUUCGAGGAAUUCGGCAAGAUCUACGAGCUGACAGUGCUCAAGGACCGCUUCACCGGCAUGCACAAAGGCUGUGCCUUUCUCACGUACUGUGCCCGGGACUCUGCCCUGAAAGCCCAGAGCGCACUGCAUGAACAGAAGACGUUACCUGGGAUGAAUCGCCCCAUCCAGGUGAAACCAGCGGACAGUGAGGGCAGAGGAGAAGACAGGAAGCUCUUCGUGGGAAUGCUGGGGAAGCAGCAGAGUGAAGACGAUGUCCGGCGGCUGUUUGAGCCCUUUGGACAGAUCGAGGAAUGCACCAUCCUCAGAGGGCCUGAUGGAGCCAGCAAAGGAUGUGCCUUUGUAAAAUAUGGGAGCCAUGCAGAGGCUCAAGCAGCCAUCAACAGCCUUCACGGCAGCCAAACUAUGCCGGGCGCCUCUUCCAGUCUGGUAGUGAAGUUUGCAGACACAGACAAGGAGAGGACCUUAAGACGGAUGCAUCAGAUGGCAGGACAGCUGGGGAUCUUCAACCCAAUGACUAUCCAGUUUGGAGCCUAUGGGGCAUACACGCAAGCGAUAAUGCAGCAGCAGGCAGCCCUGAUGGCUGCAGCACAAGGGACCUGUCUGAACCCCAUGGCAGCCAUCGCCGCCGCCCAGAUGCAGCAGAUGGCGGCCUUCAAUGUCAGCGGGCUGGUGGCUGCACCUAUGACCCCCUCAUCAGGUACAAGCACACCUCCAGGGAUCAGCACAGCACCGGUCCCCAGCAUAGCCACGCCCAUUGGAGUGAAUGGGUUCAGCCCCCUCCCACCACAGACCAAUGGGCAGCCAGCAUCAGAGACCAUUUACACCAAUGGAAUCCAUCCGUACCCAGCUCAAAGUCCCACUGUGGCAGAUCCCCUCCAACAAGCCUACGCAGGCAUGCAGCACUAUGCAGCAGCAUACCCAGCAGCCUAUGCACCUAUCAGCCAGGCCUUUCCCCAGCAAGCUCCCAUCAUUCCACAGCAGCAGAGAGAAGGUCCCGAAGGCUGUAACCUGUUUAUUUAUCACCUGCCCCAGGAGUUCGGAGAUGCGGAGCUCAUGCAGAUGUUUUUGCCUUUUGGCAAUGUCAUCUCUGCCAAAGUCUUUGUUGACCGUGCCACCAACCAAAGUAAAUGCUUUGGUUUCGUCAGUUUUGACAAUCCAACUAGUGCUCAGGCAGCCAUUCAGGCCAUGAACGGCUUCCAGAUCGGCAUGAAGAGGCUAAAGGUCCAACUAAAGCGGCCAAAAGAUGCUAACAGACCCUACUGACCCCUGCUCACCCUGGCCCUGCAAACAGGUUGGAUGCCCUGCAGCGUUUGAAGAGUAUUCCCCUUUUCCCAAGUGCAGUAUCCAAACUUGUAACUCUCUUUCUUUGCAACAUAUAAUGGAUGAGGAGGAGGAGGAAGAAGAGGAACCAGUGGAGGAGAAGAAACACCGGUGAAAACAAAGAGAGCCAUUUCGGUUGUAUCUUUUCUUUUUCUUUUUUAAUUUUCCAAUUGAUUUUGUUUGUUUCUUAACAAGAAGGGAAGGAAGGACGAAUAGACAAAAGGAAGAGAGACACAACGAUGUUGGACAAAGGCAAACAGGUGCAAAGAUUUGCUUAAACUCUGAAACGGCGGCUGCUUGAGAAGACUUUGUGAAUUCCUCAUGUGGAAAAAGGCAGGAUUCUUGAAAGGGAUAAAAAACAAACCAGCCCAGGAUUGUCAGCUGGGACAGCUCAGUUGCAAGGACAAAAACCUACCUUUUUAAAGCACUCAUUUGCUGCUACAAAUUUCAAAGGAGGAACUAGGAAAGAGGCUCCAAACGGAUAUAAACCAAAGCCAGUGGGAAUGGACCAGGCUUGUAUGUCUCACCUGGAUAACAUUUUGUUUAAAAGGGAAAAAGGAAUUGAUUUUUUUUCCACAUCUGGCUGGAAAAAAACAGAAAAAGAAAUCAAAUGAUAAGAGGAUGUUGGACUUAUAGAAGAUAUAUAUAAAUAAGUAUAUAUAUAUAUAUCUAUAUAUAUAUAUCUAUAUAUAUAUAUAUAUCUCCCAUGGAGCAGGGCGGCGGGAUCUGUUUCUCCCUGCCUGCUUGUCACUGGCACAGGGACAUAGGAUUACUUCUUUCAAGUCAUAUCAUUCCUUAGAGUUUAGGGACCAAAGGACUAUUGCUUUUUUAAAUAUAUAUAUAAAUAAAUUAAUUUAAAAAAAAACAAAAAGAAAAGAAAAAAGGUAAAAGUAUCAUGUAAAAGCUGCAAGCAUUUCAAAGAGAAACACAAAUCAAGGUAACUAAGAGGAACUUUGUUUGCAGUGUAGUGUGUUCCAGUGGCCUAGUGACUGCAUAGGUGGUAGGAGUUCAAAGGAGUAAGUAGCUGGGGAAUUUUUCUGAGGUUAUGGAACGUGGAAAGAUAGUAUUUCUAUUACAGCAGCCUCUUCUCCCCUCCCCUCCACCCACCCAGCAAAACAAAAAAAA
Molecule: messenger RNA, 2621 nt
Organism: Gavialis gangeticus (Gharial)
Lineage: Eukaryota; Metazoa; Chordata; Crocodylia; Gavialidae
Gene: CELF6
Product: CUGBP, Elav-like family member 6
Exons: 13
Coding region: 63-1439 (458 amino acids)
Biological process (GO): regulation of alternative mRNA splicing, via spliceosome; mRNA splice site recognition
Cellular component (GO): nucleus; cytoplasm; ribonucleoprotein complex
Molecular function (GO): mRNA binding
Source: RefSeq, a predicted model, not a curated record